CGCUGAUAUCAGCGAUCUCUUUCAUUGAUACACCCCAAUCAGCCUACUAUCAAGAUGGCCCCGCGCACCCGAAACGACUUCACAAUCGCCAUACUUUGCGCCCUCCCAGUCGAAGCCGACGCCGUCGAGGCCCUCUUCGACGAGACCUACAGCCGCUUGGGAAAGACUCUUGGUAAAGCCCCCGGGGAUGCGAACACAUAUGUCAAUGGAAGAAUCGGAAAGCACAAUGUAGUCCUAUGCCGCAUGUCAGGCCACGGGAAACGCAUCGCAGCAACCGCGGCAACAAGUCUACGGAUCAGCUAUCUGCAGAUCAAACUGGCUCUGGUCGUAGGGGCCUGCAGCGGUGCACCCUCGGCGGGCGGCAAAAACCUGUACCUUGGUGACGUUUUAAUAAGCGACGCCUUGGUUGAAUGUGACUUUGGGAGACAGUAUUCCUGGGGCUUCGAGCGGAAGACAGGUGUCAAGGAUACCUUGGGCAGACCUAAUCCAGAGAUAAGAGCAUUUCUGCAUGGGUUGAAGAGCUCGCGGGGGCGCAGAGAGCUCGAGUGUGAUGUUUCGCGGUAUCUCGAGACCCUUCAGCGAGCUCAGGCAGGAUGGAGCUAUCCACGCGCUCCUGACGUUCUCUUCGAAGCGUCCUAUCCUCAUAAUCACCGUGCUCGGAACUACUCUGCCCAUUGCGGCUGCUCAACAACCAAUUGCCUCGAUGGUAUGUGCAACGAUGCUCGAAUGAAGGACUGCAAUGUACUUGGUUGCUUCGGGGGUCCGGUCGUCCGUCAGCGAGAUGUUACAGCAGCACCAAAGCCAUCUGUUCACAUCGCAUCAAUUGCCACUCUAAACACCGCCAUGAAGUCUGCCAAGCAGCGCGAUGAAACCAUAUGCAAGGAAGACGUGGCAGGCUUCGAAAGGGAGGGCACAGGGGUGUGGGAAAGCCUCCCAACUGUCAUUAUCAAGGGUGUUAAUGAUUAUGCCGAUGGCCACGGAAGCAGGAAAUGGCAAGCAUACGCAGCUGCAACCGCAGCAUCUACUGCCAAAGCCUUCUUAUGGUACUGGGUGAAAGAAGACGAUGCUAGCAAAAAGGACUACCGAACAGUCAGGUUUCCUAAAAGCCUGCUACUUAAAGGUCGCUAAGCAAACCGACCAACCUGGCCGCCUAACGGACACAAGGAACACGGGUGGGAGUAUAUAAAUAUUUGUUAUUCAGGAUGUACUCGGAGUUGGGGAAAUGUACAUAAAAUAAAACACAUAAUAACGCAUCAGACGUUCUUUCCCAGUUCAGAAUACAAGAUAC
Aspergillus versicolor CBS 583.65 is the source of this 1288-nucleotide messenger RNA. RefSeq lists its product as uncharacterized. NCBI's taxonomy places the organism in Eukaryota, Fungi, Ascomycota, Eurotiomycetes, Eurotiales, Aspergillaceae. The record is from RefSeq and is a predicted model, not a curated record. Gene Ontology annotation, molecular function: catalytic activity. The transcript is spliced from 2 exons. Bases 55 to 1128 code for a protein of 357 amino acids. Gene Ontology annotation, biological process: nucleoside metabolic process.